AUGGUCAACGUCACCACAGUGACCGGAUUCCUGCUCCUGGGGUUCUCGGAGGUCCGGGAGCUUCAGCUGGUCCACGCUACACUGUUCCUGCUGGUCUUCCUGGUGGCCCUGACAGGGAAUCUUCUCAUUGUCACCGUCACCAUCCUCGACCGGCGCCUCCACACCCCUAUGUACUUCUUCCUCAGGAACCUGUCCCUCAUCGACGUCUGCUACAUCUCCACCACCGUCCCCAAGUCCAUCCUCAACUCCCUCACAAACGUCAACUCCAUCUCCCUGCCGGCUUGCGUUGUCCAGGUCUUUCUUGUGAUUUUCCUGGGGGGAUCGGAGUUGGCCCUUCUCACCGUCAUGUCCCACGACCCUUGUGCCUCCAUGCUGGCCGCCUCCUGGCUCAGCGGCAGUCUGAUCUCCGUGAUGUACACUGCCAGUACUUUCUCCCUGUCCUUCUGCGGCCCCAACGACAUCCACCAGUUCUUCUGUGAGGGACCCCAGUUGCUGAGGCUCACCUGUUCCGCUAGCCACAUCGCCGAACAUGUGAGUUUAACCUUGGCCCUCUGCUUAAGUUUCCUCUGCUUCGUGCUCAUCGUCAUCUUGUAUGUGCGCAUCUUCCGGGCCGUGGUGAGAAUGCCAGCUGCCGAGGGCCGGGCCAAAGCCUUCUCCACCUGCCUACCCCACCUCGUCGUCGUCACGCUUUUCACCUCUUCUGGAUUCUUCGCCUACCUGAAGCCAAUAUCUGACUCCCCCUCGGCACUGGACUUACUGGUGUCUGUGUUCUACGCCGUGGUUCCCCCGACCCUAAACCCCCUCAUCUACAGCCUGAGAAACCGGGAUAUGAAGGCCGCUAUGAACAAACUUCUUGGGCAGGAAAGUUUUGGAAAAGAAAAAUUAUGUCAAGUGAACUUUUCCCCAUCCUAG
Molecule: messenger RNA, 912 nt
Organism: Tachyglossus aculeatus (Australian echidna)
Lineage: Eukaryota; Metazoa; Chordata; Mammalia; Monotremata; Tachyglossidae
Product: olfactory receptor 14J1-like
Exons: 2
Coding region: 1-912 (303 amino acids)
Biological process (GO): G protein-coupled receptor signaling pathway
Cellular component (GO): membrane
Molecular function (GO): G protein-coupled receptor activity; odorant binding; olfactory receptor activity
Source: RefSeq, a predicted model, not a curated record